Lycium barbarum (goji berry) is the source of this 1038-nucleotide messenger RNA. RefSeq names its product diacylglycerol kinase 7-like. The record is from RefSeq and is a predicted model, not a curated record. Bases 186 to 713 code for a protein of 175 amino acids. The transcript is spliced from 2 exons. NCBI's taxonomy places the organism in Eukaryota, Viridiplantae, Streptophyta, Magnoliopsida, Solanales, Solanaceae.
UUAAUAGUAAUAUAUUCCAAACUCAACUUUUUCUAAAAAAUAUUCUUAAGACAAAAUUCAAAUGCCAUUUCGAUGCCUUUCGUCAUCUCCACUUUCUCCUCCUAUACAUAUCCGACACAGUAUUCCCCUUUUUAACCAAUCACCGAUAAUACAAAAACAGGAAGAGGGGCAAUUCAGUCAUUUCAAUGGGUUCGUCGGAGUUAACGACGACAAAUUUAUCAUUAUCAUCAACGACGGCAUCAUCAACUAGAUCAUCAUCAUCAUCAUCUGUUAUAGAUUCAAUAUGGGGAUGUACAGGUUCAACAAUACACAAAGAAGAUUUACGAAAACGUAUUACAAUACCUGAAUAUUUAAGAGUAGCAAUGAGAGAAGCGAUUAUAAACAAAGAUGUUGAUUCUGUGAAACGGCAUUAUGAUAUGGCUUACGCUGAUGGAUCGGAAACUCCUAUUGCAUCGGAAUCUCCGAUCGUUGUGUUUAUUAAUGCUAAGAGUGGUGGGAGACAUGGACCGGAAUUGAAAGCCAGGUUGCAGGAUCUCAUGGGUGAAGAACAGCUAGGGUCCUCUGAAUAUUUUUGGAGUUCACUGAGUAAUGCCACUAAGCUACAAAGGGUUACUCUGAAUUUGGUAGACACAGAGCAUCAACAAGAGAUUGAAGAAGAUUUCGGAGACAGUUCCUUUAUGUAUUGUAUGGUCAAUUUGGCUAUACAGAAAUAGAAGAUGAUUUGAUAGGAAGAAGGAAAUCAUAGAUGUUGUGAAGUUUAAAUGUAUUCAGAAUUUACUAUUUUGUCAUAGAGGUUGUUUGCUGCUGAUAUGUUGGUUUUGUGGACUUGCAAGAAUCUUUAUGUGUGUAACCUUGACAUGACCAGGUUUCUGUAAAUUUUGCAGUCCCUCUUAGUACUGAUAUUUGAAUAAAUAUUUUUGUAUCAUUAUCAAAAAUAUAUUCAAGAAAAGCUCAUAGAACACAAAAUAAGACGCCUCUACUGUAAAAACACCAAUGAGUCGUUCCUAUGAAAUUCAAAGGUUGUACAACACAAGUUUA